Xylaria bambusicola is the source of this 1402-nucleotide messenger RNA. RefSeq lists its product as uncharacterized. The record is from RefSeq and is a predicted model, not a curated record. Lineage: Eukaryota; Fungi; Ascomycota; Sordariomycetes; Xylariales; Xylariaceae. Bases 356 to 1099 code for a protein of 247 amino acids. The transcript has a single exon.
CCGCUCCUCCUUUCAAUGCACAAAAUUGAGACAGUUAGCUGAUUUGCAUCGUCAUUACCUACGGGGCCCUCCUAAGCGUUGGAAGCUACUGCAUACCUAUUUCCAUGCCAUUCGUACUUGCAGGCAAUGAAGCUUUGGCUGUGAUGACCCCGUCUUGAUGGACAGACUUACCGAUUAAAAAUGAAAACAGUUGUUGAGGGACACGUAUGAUCAAUACAUGAGACAGCUUUCCCUGCCUAACUACCUCUGAAGCUACUUUUAGAGGCAUAAUACUGUCUCAACGGCUCAUCCUUCAUCUUCCUUCGUGCUACUAUUUGAAACUAGACAUAUACAGCAUAAUACAUAGCAAAUCACCAUGUCCACCUCAGUCAUUGAUCAUACCUGGACCUGGCUCGACGGAACAUCGGCAUCCAGCCAUAAGAAAUCAAUUCAGCUUGACUGGCCAUUGUCCAACACAGGGACAAAUGAAACCAUCUCCGGUGUCAGCAGUACUGGCAAUAUCACGGUUUGCAAGAGUCUUCCGGGCAAGGCAUUCAUAGGGCCAGAUAAGCACAAACGGGCGUAUCUCGUCAAACAUCGAAAAUAUAACCCAAUUUUACCACGCAUGCUUCUUCACCAGGGACCAGACGAUUCCUCGCCGGUUUGGGCGAAAUACGAGGCUCUGGCCCUGCGCAAGGCAUGGGUCGAGAUACCAUGUCAAUGUACCGGGGCGACCAUACACGGACGAGUAGAGGUUCUCCGCAAGCGCGAUGGAAGAAGGAACAAGUACGUCUUUACAAUGGUCCUCGAAGGCCGCGAAGAGACCUUUGGAUGGCGGCGCAGCAAGAACAAGAUGAUCAAGGACCUUGGAUUGUCUCACAAUGGAUAUAAGCUGGUCCGGCUGACGGAGCGUGCACACGCUUCUUCUUCAUCUCCCAAUUUGCCGAGGGCGAGCGACCGCAUGGAGGUCGUCGCCUUAGCUGGUAGAUCGCACCAUGUAUUCCCACGCUGCAUGGCUGCUAAAUUCCUUACUUCGUUUGGACCAGAGUGGGAAGUGGUCUCCUUCAUGACUCUGCUUGCUUUCUGGCUCUGGGAUCGCAAGCGUAUGAUGAAAGGCUAGCUCAGAGAGACAUUGAUUUGGAUUACCUAACUUGCCAAGAUGGAAUCCGUUUAUUCUCGUGUUACCUAGAUAUCCUCCAUGCCUCCUAGGAUUAACAAUAAAAUUAGUCACGAUGCAUGAAAGGCCCAAUCAAGUCGACUGUCAGCGCUCAAGACACUUCGUGCAAUCCACCCUACCAAAGACUCCCGGCCGACGGACAGUGCGAUAGGAAUCAUUAUGACAACAGGCACAGCUGUGAUGAAACUCUUUAGAGCCAUCGAGAGUGGUCGAGGCAUCAUGGGAUCAUUCUGGCAACAAUAUACA